Molecule: messenger RNA, 3179 nt
Organism: Dama dama (fallow deer)
Lineage: Eukaryota; Metazoa; Chordata; Mammalia; Artiodactyla; Cervidae
Gene: KCNQ1
Product: potassium voltage-gated channel subfamily Q member 1
Exons: 16
Coding region: 75-2129 (684 amino acids)
Biological process (GO): transmembrane transport; potassium ion transport
Cellular component (GO): voltage-gated potassium channel complex; membrane
Molecular function (GO): voltage-gated potassium channel activity
Source: RefSeq, a predicted model, not a curated record
GCGGUCCCCCGCACUGCGCCCGGGCGCCCGCCUUCGCUGCAGCUCCUGCCGCCCACCACGGGCCCUGCCUGGCCAUGGCCGCGGCCACCUCCCCUCCCAGGGCCGAGAGGAAGCGCUGGGGCGGCGGCCGCCUGCCGGGAGCCCGGCGGGGCAGCGCGGGCCUGGCGAAGAAGUGCCCCUUCUCGCUGGAGCUGGCCGAGGGCAAUCCGGCAGGCAGCGCGCUCUACGCGCCCAUCGCCCCGCCUGGCGCCCCGGGCCCCGCGUCCCCCGCCGCUCCCGCUUCGCCCCCCGCCGCCGCCGACCUUGGCCCGCGGCCGCCCGUGAGCCUGGACCCGCGCGUCUCCAUCUACAGCGCGCGCCGCCCGCUGCUCGCCCGCACUCACAUCCAGGGCCGCGUCUACAACUUCCUCGAGCGCCCCACCGGCUGGAAGUGCUUCGUCUACCACUUCGCCGUCUUCCUCAUUGUCCUGGUCUGCCUCAUCUUCAGCGUGCUGUCCACCAUCGAGCAGUAUGUCGCCCUGGCCACAGGGACCCUCUUCUGGAUGGAGAUCGUCCUGGUCGUGUUCUUUGGGACGGAGUACGUGGUCCGCCUCUGGUCGGCCGGCUGCCGCAGCAAGUACGUGGGCAUCUGGGGCCGGCUGCGCUUUGCCCGGAAGCCCAUUUCCAUCAUUGACCUCAUCGUGGUGGUGGCCUCCAUGGUGGUCCUCUGCGUGGGCUCCAAAGGGCAGGUGUUUGCCACCUCGGCCAUCAGGGGCAUCCGCUUCCUACAGAUCCUGCGGAUGCUGCAUGUCGACCGCCAGGGGGGAACCUGGAGGCUGCUGGGCUCCGUGGUCUUCAUCCACCGCCAGGAGCUCAUCACCACCCUGUACAUCGGCUUCCUGGGCCUCAUCUUCUCCUCCUACUUUGUCUACUUGGCCGAGAAGGACGCCGUCAACGAGUCGGGCCAGGUCGAGUUUGGCAGCUACGCGGACGCCCUGUGGUGGGGAGUGGUCACGGUCACCACCAUCGGCUAUGGGGACAAGGUGCCGCAGACGUGGGUGGGGAAGACCAUCGCCUCCUGCUUCUCUGUCUUCGCCAUCUCUUUCUUUGCACUCCCGGCGGGGAUUCUUGGCUCCGGCUUUGCCCUGAAGGUCCAGCAGAAGCAGAGGCAGAAGCACUUCAACAGGCAGAUCCCGGCGGCAGCCUCACUCAUCCAGACGGCAUGGCGGUGCUACGCAGCGGAGAACCCGGAUUCCUCCACCUGGAAGAUCUAUGUCCGGAAGCCGUCCCGGAACCACGCUCUGCUGUCCCCCAGCCCCAAGCCCAAGAAGUCCGCCAUGGUAAAGAAGAAAAAGUUCAAACUGGACAAGGACAAUGGGGUGAGCCCAGGCGAGAAGACGCUGGCGGUCCCCCACAUCACCUGUGACCCCGUGUCGGAGGACCGGAGGCCCGAGCCCUUCUCAGUAGACGGCUACGACAACACUGUGAAAAAGAGUCCCACGCUGCUGGAAGUGAGCACAGCCCAUUUCAUGAGAACCAACAGCUUUGCUGAGGACCUGGACCUGGAAGGGGAGACGCUGCUAACUCCCAUCACCCAUGUGUCACAGCUGCGGGAGCACCACCGGGCCACCAUCAAGGUCAUUCGGCGCAUGCAGUACUUCGUGGCCAAGAAGAAAUUCCAGCAAGCGCGGAAGCCCUACGAUGUGCGAGACGUCAUCGAGCAGUACUCCCAGGGCCAUCUCAACCUCAUGGUGCGCAUCAAGGAGCUGCAGCGGAGGCUGGACCAGUCCAUCGGGAAGCCCUCCCUCUUCAUCUCUGUCUCAGCCCAGCUGGGGUCACCUGCCCACCCCACGCCAUCGGCUAGCACCGGCAUCCCUGACUUGGGUGCUUUACCCCACAGAGAAGACGAAGGACCGCGGCAGCAACUCGAUCGGCGCCCGCCUGAACCGCGUGGAGGAGAAGGUGACUCAGCUGGACCAGAGGCUGGCGGUCAUCACAGACAUGCUGCAUCAGCUGCUCGCACUGCACCACGGAGGCCCCCCCGGGGGCCGGCCCCCCAGCACGGCCGGGGCCCAGGCAGUCCAGCCCCCGAGCGGCGGCUCCAUCAACCCCGAGCUCUUCCUGCCCAGCAACGCGCUGCCCACCUAUGAACAGCUGACCGUGCCCCACAGGGGGCCCGACGAGGGCUCGUGAUGGGGGCGCAGGGCCGAGGCCUGAGAGGGGAGGCCCGGGGGAGGCCCACCCCACCCCCGUCCGGCACGGCUCCACCGGGCCUCGGCCACCUCUCAAAGGCGCGGUCCCACUCCACCAGGCCCCAGACACCCGGUGGGCCAUGCGGUGCUCUGGCCUGGGCUGGGGGGCUCACCAAGACCACCCCUUCUCAGCCGGCGGGUACUAGACUUUGGCUGGGUUUGGGGGGGGGGGGCGGCCACAUCGCUGGCGUGACACUCAGGACAAGGCCGGGGUCAGGCCAGGCGCUCGGCCUGUCCCGUGUACGGCAGGAGGCGGCAGAGCUGUAUGCCGGCCCUGGGGGCUUCCUGCGGGAAGACGGGGGACAGCCUGGACAGGGUCUGUGAGGACCCUCCCCCAGUCUCAGAUCCAGGACCCGGGGGGGGCACCCUGGGAGGCGGCAGGCAGGGCAGGGCAGGCCCAGCCCAGCCGAACAAAGGAGGCCCACAGUCGAGGCCCGAUCGUGGCCCAAGAGCCCAUCCCAGGACCCCGGAGCGGGCCUGGCUCCCUCACGCCCCAGAGAUGCUGACCCUGGCAGGAGCUGGGGGAGCAGCUCCUGAGGCCACAGCUUCCAAUGGGAGGGACAGGCCCACCACUGCCCAGAGCUCUUCACUGGGGGCACACCGUCCAGCAGCAGAAUAGGGGUGCUCAGGCCCCCACUCUGGACUGGCACCUUCGCCUACCCAUUCCGGAGAAAAGAGGAGGGGCCCCGAGCCCGCUCCAUGUGCAGGCCUGCCUCCAGGUCCCUCCCGGUCCGAGCCGCUGAACAGACGGUCAUCCCCCCUGACCGCAGGGGAGCAGAUGGGCAUCACCAUCUCUAACAAGACAUGUGUCCUCCUGGGCGCUCCGCCCCACCAAAAUCAGAAUACCUUGUGGUGAUUUGGAAUCUGUGCUUUAAUGAAUUUCACGGUGUGAUUUUGAUUCUUAAUCAUGCAGGUUUUUCCUAAUAAACAUGGAAUCACAAAAUUUAA